Molecule: messenger RNA, 2821 nt
Organism: Ictidomys tridecemlineatus (thirteen-lined ground squirrel)
Lineage: Eukaryota; Metazoa; Chordata; Mammalia; Rodentia; Sciuridae
Source: RefSeq, a predicted model, not a curated record
GGACAGUCUCUGUCACCAGCCUUCUCUUAACCAGUUCUCAAAAGGAAACCAAGAGGGAAUCCCCAUCUCUGCUUAAGGUUUAGUUUCUAUCAGCAGGAACUUUCCACUUUCACUUUCUACUUCCAGAUUCCACUCUCCUAUUGCAAGGAGACUUCUGCAGAUUACAUCAUCUGUUGCUUAUAAAGCCUUGUCCUGAGUUUCAUUAGGAGAAUACCUACAGACAGACCACCAGAUCUCUGAAAAGCCCACUCCACUAAAAAACUGCAGAACUGCAUCCUCAUUCACAGCAACCAUGAGUGAGAAUGCACAUGAUCAUGGGAUCCAGGACAAGCUGUGGCAGUUGAGAUGUCACUUCACGUGGGGGCUGGAAAUUGAAGACAAUGCAAUACCGGAUUUAGAAAGCAGGGUCAUGGAAGAGAUUGAGUUCCUAGACACCAGAUACAAUGUGGGGAUUCACAACUUCCUGGCCUAUGUGAAGCACCUGAAAGGCCAGGAUGAGGAGGCCCUGCAGAGCUUGAGAGAAGCUGAAGACUUGGUCCAGAGAGAACAUGCAGACCAGGCGGACCUGAGGAGCCUGGUGACUUGGGGCAACUGUGCCUGGGUGUAUUACCACAUGGGCAGAUUGGCAGAAGCCCAGACUUACCUGAACAAGGUGGAGGACACUUGCAAGAAGUUCGCAAGUCCCUCCCACUACCAGCUGGAGUUUCCUGAAAUGGAUUGUGAGGAAGGAUGGGCCUUGCUGAAGUGUGGAGGGCAGUAUUAUGAGCGGGCCAAGGCCUGCUUUGAAAGGGCUCUGAGAGUGGAGCCUGAAAAUCCUGAAUUCAGCCUGGGGUUCGCCAUCUCCUCCUUCCGAGGAGAUUAUGAUAAUGAAAACGUAAUUUCUCUAGAGCCCCUGAGGAGAGCUGUCAGCUUAAACCCAGAAGAUGCAUAUGUUAAGGUUCUCCUUGCCCUGAAGCUUCAGGAUGUAGGACAGGAAAAAGAGGGAGAAAGCUACAUUGAGGAAGCUCUGAACAGCACAUCCUCCCAGCCCUAUGUGUUUCAAUAUGCAAGCAAAUUUUACCGAAAAAAGGGCUGUGUGGAUAAAGCUAUUGAGCUCCUUAAGAAAGCCUUAGAGGCAAGACCCGACUCUGGCUACCUGCAUCACCAGUUAGGGCUUUGCUACAGGGCAAAACUGUUUCAAGUAAAGAAUGCAAGAAAUACGAACUCUAGAAGGCAGAUAAGAGAAAAUGUGGACAGAUGGGUUCAAUUGGCUAUAAAAGAAUUCCAAGAGACUCUAAGACUAAGGCCAAGAUUUGAGAUGGCUUAUGUUCACAUGGCUGAAAUGUAUGCAGAAAGAGGCCAGUGCAGAUUGGCAGAGGAAAAUUUUCAGAAAGCAUUAUGCAUGGAUAACCUUGCUGACCACAUACAGCAAGACAUUCAUUUCCGCUAUGGCCGUUUCCUACAAUUUCACAUGAGAUCUGAACACAAAGCAAUCACCCACUACUUAAAAGGUCUAAAGAUACCAGAAAUGUCCUUUGCCAGGAAAAAACUUACAAGUGCCUUAGAAAAACUGGCUCAAAGGCGGGUGAACCAGAAUGUGAGUGUUGUGGAGAGUGUCAGCCUCCAGGGGCUCAGCCAUGAAUUACAAGGGGAAGUGAAGGAGGCCCUGCUGUGCUAUGAGAGGGCUCUGAGGCUCACUGAUCAGCUGAACCCUGUGUUUUGAGGAAGGGGCCCCACCUCCCACUUCAUCUACUCACAACUAAAUAGAACAACAAGCUUCCCUGCUUGCUGCCUCCCAAAAUGUAUAACUGACAAAAUAAAAAAGUAGAUGGGACAGCACAUGCCCUCUCCCUGCCUGCCUGCCCCUGCCUUCUCCCUGCUGCCUUAGUGCCUAGGCCAGUCAGCCACAUGACCAGCCCGAGCUUCAUAAAAGAAGGUUCCAUGCACAAGAAAUUGCUUGUGAGUUUUAAUUAAAGAAACAGACUCUCAUUACCUUUAAACCCCAGCUCCGAGAUGGCUUCUCCUAGCUCCUGCCUCCAGCCUCCUAAUGUGGUGGCAAGUUUUACAGAAUAGACUAGUGAGAGAGAGAGAGCGCAAGCCAGGGAGUGAACUUUUAUUGGGGAACAAAAAAUUCAAGGGAAAAUCCCAUCCAAUGAAGGUUAAGGGGGGCAGCAUCCCAAGGACAGGGCCAGCGAUUGGGUCUUCAGGUCGGUGGCCAGGCAAGCCUCUGCACGGACAAGCCCUCAUAUGGGAAAUAGUAUGGGAUGGCUUUAACACCGCUGUGUCCAAGCACCCCUCACCCAGCCAGGGAGGUACCUCAAAUCACAUGCGAGGAUAGCCUCCACAGGCCAGGAGCAUCCAUCCUCUCUCCUGGCAUCCCUGCAUUCAUUGGCCCUGGAUGAAAAUCCUGUUUGACACCCAGCAGCUGCUGGAUCCACCAGGAUCCUUUUCCUAAUGACUGUGCCUUGGAAAUGAACUGCUUCCUCCUUCAGUGAGGCUGUUGUCCUGGACCAAGAAGAAUUCAGCAGAAAGGGGUUCUUUUUUAUGUGGCCAGAUACCCUGAGGCACUUCAAAAUCCAAGAGCAAGACAACUUUUCCUCCUCUAAAAUCAUUCCUGUCAAGUCUUUUGGUUACAGCAAUGAAAAAAGCUGAUGAAAACGCAUCUCUGGAAAUUUGUUCAAGCUAACAAGACUUUUGAUGUUUUAGGGAAACAAAAAGAAGAAGAAAAACAAAUCUUGUGUGAAAGGUGCCAGUUGAAAAUGACAUAAAGAGGUUUCUAUAGUUUUUAGGUGGUGUGUGAUAUACGCUUCGUUUUUCAUCUGCCCUGAAAUGUUCAUUAAAA